Molecule: messenger RNA, 1098 nt
Organism: Humulus lupulus (European hop)
Lineage: Eukaryota; Viridiplantae; Streptophyta; Magnoliopsida; Rosales; Cannabaceae
Product: cyclin-U4-1-like
Exons: 2
Coding region: 146-736 (196 amino acids)
Biological process (GO): regulation of cyclin-dependent protein serine/threonine kinase activity
Molecular function (GO): protein kinase binding
Source: RefSeq, a predicted model, not a curated record
GAGAAGCACGAGAGUCUUUAUGUUUAUUAUAAGAAAAGAAACGAAACAACGCAAAAGAAAACGAAGCUACAAACAAGUACCCACUGAAGUAGUGGUCGCAGAAGAAAGAAGAUAGACCACCAUAUUAACCAAACAAGCUUCAUCCAUGGCAGAGCUCGACACUUCAGACGCACUAAUGCCCAGAGUUCUAACGUUUCUCUCGUCUCUGCUGGAGCGAGUUGCCGAGUCAAACGACCUGAACCGGCGCUUCGACUCCCAAAAGAUCUCCAUCUUCCAUGGCCUGACCCGACCCACCAUCUCCAUCCACAGCUACCUCCAGAGGAUCUUCAAGUACGCCAAUUGUAGCCCUUCUUGCUUCGUCGUGGCCUACGUUUAUCUUGACCGCUUCACUCAGAGCCAGCCAUUGUUGCCCAUCAACUCCUUUAAUGUCCAUCGCUUGCUCAUCACCAGCGUCAUGGUCUCCGCCAAGUUCAUGGACGAUUUGUAUUACAAUAAUGCAUACUAUGCUAAAGUUGGAGGAAUAAACACAGCAGAGAUGAACCUACUUGAGGUGGACUUCUUGUUUGGUUUGAGCUUUCAAUUAAAUGUGACACCUACAACCUUCCACACCUACUGUUCUUACCUUCAAAACGAAAUGUUACUUCAGUCUCCUCUAGACACUCCUAAACCUAUUAUUAAGAUUCAUUGUUGCUUCAAUGAAGAUGAAUCUACCCACCAAAAAGAGCUAGCUGUUUAGCCAUUUUUGGGCAAUCAAAUAGAAUUUGGAAUGCUUAUUUAAUAUAUAUGUUUUGAAUCAGAUAAGUGCCAAUAUUUUUUUUGGGUUCAAAGUUACACAACCCCAUUUGAGUUUGGCCAAGUGAAAACGAAAAAACUAGUAAGAAGUCAAAACUUUCUCAUUUGACUUGCCUUUUAAGCCAUAUUAUAGUUCUGGUAAAACCAGCUCAACUCAUCAACCGGUGCACUUGCUGAAAGACUACUCGACAUGUCUUGACUAAGCUUUUUUUGUUUUGUUCACUAUCUUCCCAAUCUCUACGUCUACUAUAUGCUUUCAAUUUUGAUCUUUUUUCUCUUCAAGUAAUGAAUUUUGGAUAAUGAAUA